CUAGCAGCGGCCGCGAUGAACAAAACCGCAACAAGAGGAUCCUCUCACUGCUGGGCUCGUCACUUUUACAGCUUCCGAUAUGGGGUACUCCAUCUGUCAAACAUUGAGCUGCUGCCCACGACCAAGCGCUGACCAUGCACAACAACAGGGUUCGCAAUGAGCUACGGUGUGCUGCAAGAAUACUUUAUGGGUGAUUGGGAGCUUGAAGGCCCCGUCGAGAUUACAGGCACAAUCGGCACCACCUUCAACGGAGUGACGUACAUCUCCAUGCCCAUCCUCUUUGCCAUGUUCGUCGGCCGAUGGUCGCAGUGGCGCAGAGCCGCCGCCUCGGCGGGCGCCAUGCUCCUCACGCUGAGCCUGCUUGCCUCGUCAUUCAGCACAAGCGUCUGGCACCUCGUCGCCACGCAGGGCGUCUUCGCAGCGAUUGGCAGCGCCCUCAUCUUCAGCCCCACGACGCUCACCCUGGGCGAGUGGCAUCAGACGCACAACCGAGCCAUUGCGUACGGCGUCACCUUGUCCUGCAAGAACAUUGUCGGGUCCGCCUGCCCGUUCCUUUUCCGCGUGCUCCUCGACAACUACGGCUUUCGCACCACCCUUCGAGUGUGGCUGGCCAUCGCGGCAGGGUCCAGUGUAGUCGCCAUCGCGUUGAUUCCUCCGCCGCCCUCGGCAGAGACUCCCGUGGCCUACCGCCCCCGUAGCAUCCCCUGGCAUUUUCUGCGGCACCGGACAUUCUACGUCUACAGCCUGGCUAUUCUUUUACAGAGCUCUGGGUACGGCAUCCCCCAGACAUAUCUCAGCACAUAUGCCCACGAUGUGGCAGCGCUGUCGCAGUCCUCGGCGACACUGCUGCUCACUCUCUUCAACAUCCCUGGCAUCAUUGCGUCGUACUUCUUCGGGUACCUCAGCGACAGCAGCAAGGUCUCAUUGUCCACAGCUUCGGUUUGUCUGUUGUCGUCCCUCGCCUCUGCCCUGUCGGCCUUCCUCCUUUGGGGCAUGGCUGCGAACGGGAGCAUGGCGGUGCUCGUCCUCUUCGCCCUGAUCUUUGGCUUCUUCUCGGGGGGAUACAGCGCCAUCUGGGGCGGCUUUAUCAACGACAUGGCCGGCGAGGCGGCUGCUGCGAACGAGGCGAUUGACACAGGCAUGGUGUACGGCCUUCUCAACGGGGCCCGAGGCAUCGGCUAUGUCAUUGGUGGUCUUGCUUCCGUGCCACUGCUGGCGGCGGGAAGCAGGCAGAGCCUGGGUCUCUUUGGCUACGGCUCGGGGUACGGCCCUCUGAUCAUCUUCACUGGCCUGACUUCGGCCUUCGGAGGGUGGGCGGUGUUUUGGCGGACAAAGAGACUUUGACCUCACCCAACCACCAUUGAGGGCCCAGUUGGGGUUUGUUGCCAGCAGCCCGUCAUUUUCCAUUUUCACCGAAUGGGUAUGUUUACUCUGGUCUGGUGGAGGACACCAUGGUAAAUUAUUCCAGCAAAUGCUUAUGGACAUUAUGAUUAUAUUCCAUUGAAUGCAAAGGGGGGAAUUCUAUCGGAAGAUCAAACGCUAUGGUAUCUCAUUCUGUGCCAGACGGCGCACACUCUCCGCCGUCCUCAGCUCUCGGGCUGAUGGUGAUGCUUCAUCUGCAAGCUCUCAAUAGGGCGGUGCUCCUCUCCUCUCUCUCUCAUCACUUUUCUCACAGAGCAUAAGCA
This is a messenger RNA of Microdochium trichocladiopsis, 1685 nucleotides long. RefSeq names its product major facilitator superfamily domain-containing protein. The transcript has a single exon. Bases 157 to 1344 code for a protein of 395 amino acids. Gene Ontology annotation, biological process: transmembrane transport. Gene Ontology annotation, cellular component: fungal-type vacuole membrane. Gene Ontology annotation, molecular function: transmembrane transporter activity. Lineage: Eukaryota; Fungi; Ascomycota; Sordariomycetes; Xylariales; Microdochiaceae. The record is from RefSeq and is a predicted model, not a curated record.